This is a messenger RNA of Clupea harengus (Atlantic herring), 3104 nucleotides long. It is a transcript of the gene poglut1, whose product is annotated as protein O-glucosyltransferase 1. Gene Ontology annotation, molecular function: UDP-xylosyltransferase activity; UDP-glucosyltransferase activity. Gene Ontology annotation, cellular component: endomembrane system. Gene Ontology annotation, biological process: protein O-linked glycosylation; positive regulation of Notch signaling pathway. The record is from RefSeq and is a predicted model, not a curated record. Lineage: Eukaryota; Metazoa; Chordata; Actinopteri; Clupeiformes; Clupeidae.
UACAUUCUUACUUCCGUGGAUUGAGGCUGUGUACUGACACCGAGACUGGUUGUUCAUGCUGACCCUCAGUCUGCCGAAGUCAAAAACGCAGCGAUAAACAUAGGAAGAUUCCUAAGUCUUCCUAUGCCUAUGCUUUAUCCGAGAUCCAUAUGCUGUUCACGACAGCGAAUCAGACUCUGAAAAAGGCGUAAUUAGAAGAUGACCGACAGCGACGUAUGACGACGUGCUUCCAGACCCAACUAUUCGAUCAACAAGAAAUGGAGCCGCGGUUGCUGAUCUUGUUCACUGUCAGCUUUCUGCUACAUGGAGUUGAGAGAAGUUUGGCUGACAAAGGCAAGCGGUGGAAGAAGCACCUAGACCAGAUCGAGGAGGCAGUCCGAAACUACACACCAUGCAGUCAACACAACUGCAGCUGCCACCAUGGAGUCCUAAAGGCAGACCUGAAGCCAUUUGGCUCAGGAGUGUCAGAGUCUCUUAUGAUGGACACAGUUCGUCGAGGAGUUGGUACGCACUACCAGAUCAUCGACCACAAGCUGUACAGAGAACAGAGCUGCAUGUUCCCUGCCAGAUGCAGUGGGGUCGAGCACUUCAUUCUGCAGGUGAUUGACAGUCUACCCGAUAUGGAGAUGGUGAUCAAUGUGCGCGACUACCCACAGGUGCCCCACUGGGCCCAACCUGCACUCCCUGUGCUGUCCUUCAGCAAGACACCAGACUACCAGGACAUCAUGUACCCUGCCUGGACCUUCUGGGAGGGAGGCCCAGCUGUGUGGCCCAUCUAUCCCACUGGACUCGGUCGAUGGGAUCUCAUGAGGGAUGACCUGCAGAAAUCAGCUGCACAAUGGCCAUGGAGAAAGAAACACUCUAGGGGAUUCUUCAGAGGCUCUAGAACCAGCUCUGAGCGGGAUCCUCUGAUCCUGCUCUCCAGAGGGGAGCCAGACCUCGUAGAUGCUGAGUACACCAAGAACCAGGCUUGGAGGUCAGAGAAGGAUACUCUUGGGAAACCCCCUGCGAAAGAGAUUUCCCUGGUUGACCAUUGUGAAUACAAGUACCUCUUUAAUUUCCGGGGUGUGGCCGCCAGCUUCAGGCUGAAGCACCUUUUCCUGUGCGGCUCGCUGGUUUUCCAUGUCGGGGAGGAGUGGUUGGAGUUCUUUUACCCGCAGCUCCACCCGUGGGUUCACUACAUCCCUGUCAAGCAGGACCUGUCCGACGUGAGGGACCUGUUGCAGUUUGUGAAGGAGAAUGAGGAUGUGGCUGAGAGGAUUGCCAAGAGAGGUGAGCGCUUCAUCCUGGAUCACCUGAGGAUGAAGGACAUCUCCUGCUACUGGGAGAAACUGCUCACCCAGUUCGCCCGACUGCUCCAGUACCGCCCUGCCAGACGACCCAACUACAAUCAGAUCACCUACCGGCCCGGCCACUCCGAACUCUGACCUGGAGGACCCUCCAUUCUUUUCCUAUCCUUUCCGCUGCUCAUACCCUCUCUUCCUCCUCUGUAUUUCACCAGGGCAGCUUAUGGCGUGUUGCAGAUCGUGUGCUUAGCUUCAAACAACACGUUUUUUUAUGCAGGUUCGGAGGCAGUCAAAACAUUUGAUCCCAUCCAAUAACCCGUCCUGUAAGAGCAACACAGUUUUUUUUGGGUGAUAAUUCUGGUGGCCGGCUUUGUUGAAAUAGUACUGCUACUUUUAUCUAGAUAUUGAAAUAAUACAUUAGUGAAGCUUUGUGUAGAUUUGUAGGAGGUCAUAUAGUAAUUGAGAUUGCGGUAACUAAGAUUUAAGUCCCAUUGAGAAGAAGCCGUUUGUAUACAGCAACGACCUGCACUAGAGCUUCACUUCUCCUUUCAGGAAGUGAACAUGAAUGUUUUUCCGACAACAAAAGAAUUUUACAGUUCUUGUGAUUUUUGAAUAAUGAACUACAAGUCUUAAUAGAAGAAUAUGUGGACUCAGCGUUACGUUAAACAUAUUCUCUGCCAAUGGAGAUUGCUGUUGUAAGAACAUUAGUCACUGGCAGUUAGCAUGGCAGCAAGGUGCAUACCCACAUGAACAAGAAAUGCUGCUUUUUUUAUUAACCUUUUCUAUGGUUUGUAAUGGCAUUUAUGCCUUCAAUCCUCCCAGUGCUUUGCCUUCAGACCAACAGCCGAACACUUACAUGGGCAGAGACCUUUUCAUGGUAGCAUGAGUUUUACUGCCAUUUUGUGCACUGGUGUUAUUGAUAAGAAAAUAAUACUAAAGAUAUAAAAUGUCCAUCUUACUUUGGUGUGUAUUCACAAUUCUCCUAAACAUCAGUGAAUCUGGGAUGAAUCUGUUUAAAUUAACAUUAGUGAAGUCCUAUUAGUACGUGGUGGACAUUAUAUAUCUAUAUUAGAACAUUUAACCACCCAGCACCUACGAAGUGAGUGGGCACAGGCUUUUAGUUUUUUUGAAUAUAGCAUUGUAAUCAUAGAGACUCAUAAUGAUAGCGGUUGCUGUGCUGAGGCUGUAAUUGUAGAGCACAAUCAGAGGUUCUCUUCAUUGCAGUCAUCAGCCACCAGCGCACAACCUCUUGACACAGUUCUGUCCAGCUCUGAAGUGCCAAGAGAGACUACCUUAUGUGCUCUGAUCUAAUGCAGCAACGGCAGCAUGGACAAGGUGGGGAAGAGGUACAUAAUACUUCCCACAUGUCUAUUGCCACCAUUACAGCCCAUGAGUUUCACAGAUGCCUCCCAGAUAAUAUUAUUCAAAUUCUCUAUGUGUAAAGACCUGUAUGGACCACAUUGGUACUCGGUCGCUGUGGUGCUGAAUGUCCUCUGAGAACAACCUUGGUGUACUUUACUUAUUUUUUUAAAUACGUAUUUAUAGGUGGUGCCACACAACACUCGGCCUUGACUAUGGUAUUUGUUUGUAAUCACUGGCUUGUUCUAUCUGUAUAUUGGUAACGUAAUAUCAUGAUGUAAGCCAAGUAGUGAGAGAAGGGAGAUAUCAAAUCUAAAUCUCCAUUUUGACAGUGCAGGGCAGCAUACUUUUUGUAUUUUUUUUAUUUAAACCACUUUUCUAACUAUUGAGUUGCAGUUUAUUUCUAGAUUAGAAUCACUGUGCUUUUCUGUAUAAUAAAACAUGACAUUUUAUACAUUU